Molecule: messenger RNA, 426 nt
Organism: Huiozyma naganishii CBS 8797
Lineage: Eukaryota; Fungi; Ascomycota; Saccharomycetes; Saccharomycetales; Saccharomycetaceae
Gene: VPS55
Product: Vps55p
Exons: 1
Coding region: 1-426 (141 amino acids)
Biological process (GO): late endosome to vacuole transport via multivesicular body sorting pathway
Cellular component (GO): endosome; Vps55/Vps68 complex
Source: RefSeq, a predicted model, not a curated record
AUGCAGUUCAAGGUCUCCCCACUGACCAAGAUCAUAUCGCUCUCUGGGUUUCUAGCGCUCGGGUUCCUGCUCGUGAUCCUGAGCUGCGCACUCUUCCACAACUACUACCCUCUGUACGACAUAAUGCUGUUCCUGCUGGCGCCGAUCCCGAACUCGAUAGCAGGUGCCCGCCACUCAGGGGAAGCGGACUUCAUGUCCGAGGGCGCGGGGGGGUCCUCGACGCAGGACUUCCCACACUUCCUCACGGCAAUGCUCGUCACGAGCGGGCUCUCGUUGCCCCUAGUGUUCUACCAUUGCAAACUGAUAGGCUCAGCGGCGUGCGCCAUGAGCAUGGCCGGUGGGUUGAUCAUAUACUCCAGCAUCGUCAUCUUCUCCUGGUUCUUCCACGGGAACUGGGACGACGAGGAUGAUGCUUUGUUUGGAUGA